Molecule: messenger RNA, 1803 nt
Organism: Rhipicephalus sanguineus (brown dog tick)
Lineage: Eukaryota; Metazoa; Arthropoda; Arachnida; Ixodida; Ixodidae
Product: solute carrier family 22 member 7
Exons: 1
Coding region: 1-1803 (600 amino acids)
Biological process (GO): transmembrane transport
Molecular function (GO): transmembrane transporter activity
Source: RefSeq, a predicted model, not a curated record
AUGCAAUCAAGAGAUUCCUGGCCUCAGCCGUUCAAAAGUCUCUGCAAUCACCUAUGGAACACAAGCGACAGCAGCGCCAAGUCCCAGCGCGCGAAGGAAGCAGACCUGCGGUCGAAGGAGUCCGAGUUGCACCGUCGCCAAAGCUCGGACGGCGCCCGAGUGUGCGUUCCGUUCGGCGACGGCGCGUUCCAAGUGAGGCUGCUCAUCGUCACAGCGGUCGCAGCCAGCAUCGCGCUCACCCAGGCAAGCCUCUUCAGGCAUUCGAUGCGCGAAUUAGACCACUGGUGCGCGCGGCCGCCCGGAUUCUCCAACAUGAGCGUGGCCACAUGGAAAGCGAUGGCCAUUCCACGGGACAUCGACGGGAACUUCAGCCGAUGCACGGUACGAGAACCACCCGACGGGGGCGCGUUGGCUCGAGCAGUGCCCUGCGCCGCUUGGGAGUUCAACCUGAGCGACCACGGCAACACCGUCGUCAGCGAGUGGAACCUCGUUUGUCAGCGGAGCUGGCUGAGCGACGUCGCGCACGUGGUCGUCUUCUCCACGAACGUUCUCUUGCUGCCGCUGGUGGGCAUGGCGGCGGACCGAGCUGGGCGCAAGACCGUCGCCUUCGUGUCCAACACGGGCCUCCUGCUCACGCUCGUGGGGUGCAGCAUAGCGAGCGACUUUCAGACGUUCGUCGUGACGCAAGCUGCGGUCUCGGUGUUGUCGAAGAGCAUGGCCGUGCUGUAUGUACUCCUGUACGAAUUCACGACAGCGUCCCGUAGACUGCUAUACUGCUUCGUCGCGCUGGUGCUCCCGAGCGUCUUCGGGCCGCUACUGCUGUUCUUCGUGGACAUGUUCAAGCUCGACUGGUCCCUGUCGCAGCUUGUGGUCACCACGCUUGCCCUGCUGCUCCUAGCCACCUUCUGCGUGGUUGAAGAGUCGCCCACCUGGCUCUUGGCCACACACAAUCUCGAAGAAGCCGAGAAGGUAGUCUGCAGAGCGGGCAGCGUCAACAUCGUGUCUCAGAUCGAGUGUCGCAGGCAGUUCCGCAGCGAAGUGGAGAGCUACAGACGAGAACAGGUCGACCUGCCGUCCGAUAACACCAUGGGGCUCUUCCGUUCGGGAUGGCUCAGAGGCCGCUCGUUCAUACUAGUCUUCGUCUGGCUCGUCAUUAGCUGGGCCUACAGCCAUCACGUGGAAGAACGCGGCGCCACCAGCGACACCUACGUGCGUAGCGCCACGCUCAUCGGCUUGGGUCCCAUGUUCGUCGUCGUCUGGCCGGUCCUGGAGUACGACCAGGGAGUCAAGCGAGCCAUUUCGAUCUCCGCCCUGGUGUUCGCCGCUUCGUCUGCCGUCGCCUUCGCCGUGCCCACAGACGAAUCGUCGCCGUGGCAAACCGUCUUGCCCGUUUCGAUGCGUCUCUCGCUGACCCUUCCCGUCGCGUUCUUAUUUUUUCUCACCAUCAGCUUGUACCCGGCGAUUCUGCGGUGCGAGGCUACCCUCCUUGGCUACGCCUGCGCCAUCGUGGGCGACAACGCGGGCUACAUGGCGUUCACGCGCCUCUUGGGACGACGGCAGGACGCGACCCUCGCAGUCCAGUCCGUCCUUGCUGCGCUUGCCGCUGUGGCCGUCGCGUACCUGCCGCAGGAUGAUCGGCACGAUCUUUCUCGCCGGCGUUCUUUGGCGGCGCUGUGGAGAAGGUCGAGCAUCACCAGCACCAAACAAAUAAGCGGAGGUGCUGUAUGCGAACGCCGAACGCUGCCGGAUCCAAUGCCUGAGCAGUUCUCGAUUCGUGCUGGCAUGCUAAACGACGGCAGGUAG